AUGGGCAACAAGCAGGCGGUCUUCAGUCAUGAGCAGUUGGAAGCCUACCAGGACUGCACCUUAUUCACGAGGAAGGAGAUCAUGAGGCUCUUCUACCGCUACCAGGACCUGGCUCCCCAGCUCAUCCCUCUCGACUAUACCAGCUACCCUGACGUGAAGGUGCCCUAUGAGCUCAUUGGCAGCAUGCCUGAGCUGAAGGACAACCCUUUCCGCCAGAGGAUUGCCCAGGUCUUCUCUGAGGAUGGCGACGGACACAUGACUUUUGACAACUUCCUGGACAUGUUCUCUGUGAUGAGCGAGAUGGCUCCCCGUGACCUCAAAGCCUACUACGCUUUUAAGAUUUACGACUUCAACAACGAUGAUUACAUCUGCACGUGGGACCUGGAGCAGAUGGUGACCAGGCUGACACGGGGGGAGCUCAGUGCUGAGGAGGUGAGCCUGGUGUGCGAGAAGGUGCUGGACGAGGCAGACGGGGACCACGAUGGGCGGCUGUCCCUGGAAGACUUUCAGAACAUGAUCCUGCGGGCACCCGACUUUCUCAGGUGCCGCCCCAGCCCGGGUCCCCUACCAUAUACGGAGGCAGUUCACGAGCUCUGUUUGAGUUUCUUCAUUCACUGAAAGCUGAGUGGUUGCAACAGGGACCAUAGGGCCCGCAGAGCCAAAAAUAUUUACUACCUGGCCCUUUACAGAAAAAGUUUGCCAACCUCUGAGUUAACAUACAGA
This is a messenger RNA of Loxodonta africana (African savanna elephant), 723 nucleotides long. It is a transcript of the gene CIB3, whose product is annotated as calcium and integrin binding family member 3. The record is from RefSeq and is a predicted model, not a curated record. Gene Ontology annotation, molecular function: magnesium ion binding; calcium ion binding. NCBI's taxonomy places the organism in Eukaryota, Metazoa, Chordata, Mammalia, Proboscidea, Elephantidae. The transcript is spliced from 5 exons. Gene Ontology annotation, biological process: calcium ion homeostasis. The coding region runs from base 1 to 618 and encodes 205 amino acids.